UUUGCUCAAGGUCGGCUAGGCCAUCAAAAACCUACAGUGGGAGAGAAUAAACCAGGUUCCUGUGGAGAAAGAAGCACUGGAAGUGGAUAAGACAUACAUUGAAUAAAGCACCCAACUGCGUCACAUAACUAAACCUUGCUUAGAUCCCUCAAGGUCACACGAAAAGAGGAAGACCAAAGAAUACAUAUCGCUGAGAAAUGGAGACAUACACGAGAAGAAUGAACAACAGGUGGACGGAACUAGAAAGGAGAGCGCCCAGAAGAGAGUGGGUUGAAGAAUGCUGAUCAGUGAACUUUGUUCCAUUGGAGGUGAUAGACGUAAGUAAGUUAGUAAGUAACUUUUCAUAAAAUACAACCUGUUUUUUUAACUGUUCAACUUACUCAAUAUUAAAUCAUAAUCACAUUUCUUUCAGAAUAUACUACUGUGUGUAUGUUGUACAUACUUACUCUAAAGUAGUACCUUUUUAGUAUCAUGACUAAACAGUCCAAUGAAUUAUCACUAUUUGACUCGUAUCAAAUUGUGUAUGAUUUAAAAGAAUACAAUAUUGAAUUGAAGCUAUUCAUUCUGCGAUUAAAUCGUGGCUUAUUCAUUUGGUUAGGCAAUCAAGAGAAUAAAUUAUCUGGUUUAUCCGUGUGUUUACCUUCAUCAUUAUCCAUGUUGAAUCAACAUACUACUACAAUUUAUUCAGUAGCUGAUAAUAAUGCACAACAUUCAUUUGGUGAUUAUGAAGAGAAUAUAGCAUGUAAAAUUUCCAAACGUUUCAAUUGUCCCACAUUUGUUAGUAUUAGUUUACCAUAUGAAUUUACUGUAUUAUGGAAUAAAAUCAAUGUGUUGACACAAAAUACAUUUGGUCAAAAAGUGGAACAAUUUAUCAUUGAUAAUUUAUCGACAAUUAAAUUUUUAUGAUAAUUAUGAUAUAUAUUUUGUUGUAUGAUAUUAAAAAAAGAAACUAGUCUGAUUA
This is a messenger RNA of Schistosoma turkestanicum, 961 nucleotides long. NCBI's taxonomy places the organism in Eukaryota, Metazoa, Platyhelminthes, Trematoda, Strigeidida, Schistosomatidae. The record is from the annotation of a GenBank genome assembly.